This is a messenger RNA of Photinus pyralis (common eastern firefly), 1390 nucleotides long. Its product is annotated as facilitated trehalose transporter Tret1-like. Gene Ontology annotation, cellular component: membrane. NCBI's taxonomy places the organism in Eukaryota, Metazoa, Arthropoda, Insecta, Coleoptera, Lampyridae. The record is from RefSeq and is a predicted model, not a curated record. The transcript has a single exon. Gene Ontology annotation, molecular function: sugar transmembrane transporter activity. The coding region runs from base 29 to 1390 and encodes 453 amino acids. Gene Ontology annotation, biological process: transmembrane transport; carbohydrate transport.
AAAUGGUAAAUAUUGAAUUUCAGCAUGCAUGGGAGCUCUAGCAAUGGGUACCGUGAUGGGUUGGACUGCAAAUAUUUCCGAAGAUAUGAAGCAGUACACCUUUAAUGGAAUUGAUAUUGAUGACGAUAGUGUUGGAUGGAUUGGGUCGUUUGCAACUCUAGGAAAUGCAGCAUCUUGUAUACCAAUAGCGCUCUUCUGCAAUAUUGUUGGAAGAAAACGGGCAAUGAUUUGCCUUACUCUACCUUUUAUGGUUGGAUGGUUCCUUAUUAUAUUCGCGAAGUGGCUGUGGAUGAUGUACUUGGGACGGUUUUUGACGGGAUUUGCAGGAGGGGCCUUUUGCGUUGCUGCACCGAUCUACAUAAGCGAAAGUACCGAGAAAACUAUACGAGGAGCUUUGGCUAGUUACUUUGAACUGAUGCUUACUAUAGGAAUUUUGAUAGCGUACAUUUUUUCAAUGUUCCUUGAGAUGAAAGUUUACACAAUUACUAUGGCUAUGUUUCCCAUGCUGUUUGCAAUUGCGUUCGCCUUCCAGCCAGAAAGUCCCAUUUUCUACCUCCGACAAAACGACCUGGAAAAUGCUAAGAAUUCCCUGAUUCGUUUGCGAGGAAAGUAUUAUGACGUGGAAAAGGAAUUGGAAGGUCUGAAACUUGACCUGGGAGAACAACUGCAGAAGAAGGUGCCAUUUUGUGUAUCAAUUAAAAAGAAAGCAGCGAAGAAAGCUAUCUUCAUCAGUUUGGCAAUGAUGAUACUUCAACAAGUCAGCGGUAUAAACGCGGUAGUUUUCUACACGGCGGCCAUAUUCGACUCAACGGGUGUUCACAUCGACUCAAAAGUGUCGACAUUAAUUCUGGGAGUUCUCCAACCGAUCGCCACUUUUCUAUCCACAUUCGUCGUUGACCUAUUAGGCCGUAGGAUAUUGCUUAUCACUUCAAAUCUCGGAGUCGGAAUCUCAGUAGCAGUUUUAGCCGUAUUUUUUACGUUGCAAAACGCAAACGUCAUUGACGGAGAGACAUUGCACAUAGUGGGAUUUGUGCCUCUCGUUUCGCUUUGCGUGUAUUGUGUCACAUACUCAUUCGGGAUGGGCCCGUUAUCAUGGGUGCUUGCAGCCGAGUUAUUUCCCCCGGAAAUUAAUAGUAUCGGAAGUGCUUUGGCGGGAAGUACCAGUUCGAUUUGUGCCUUUCUAGUGACGAAGUUCUAUUUCAAUUUGCAGUCCUCGAUUGGAGGUGACGGUACGUUCUAUAUAUUUGCCGCUAUGGCGUUCCUGGCAGUAUUUUUUGUGUACUUUUUUGUACCGGAAACAAAAGGGAAAACCCUUGCUGAGAUACAAGAUGUUCUUAACGAAAAGACUGAUGGUAAAUGGUGCAAGUACCAGAAUAGUGGUGUUAGUUAG